Molecule: messenger RNA, 2720 nt
Organism: Eucalyptus grandis
Lineage: Eukaryota; Viridiplantae; Streptophyta; Magnoliopsida; Myrtales; Myrtaceae
Product: DEAD-box ATP-dependent RNA helicase 13
Exons: 15
Coding region: 94-2520 (808 amino acids)
Cellular component (GO): nucleolus
Molecular function (GO): RNA helicase activity; ATP binding; nucleic acid binding
Source: RefSeq, a predicted model, not a curated record
GAGCGCUCGCGGGACAAGCCUCUGGCCAGGUCUCUUCAGCGCUCCAAAUCGUUGCCUCCAACCGAGCAACUUGGACGACGUGCAGCAGCGGGCAUGGCCGACGGCGCGCCGACUCGCGCGCAGAGGAGCAGCAAGAAAACGAAGCGGAAGAGAAGCCGCGACGGGCCCAAGAUCGAGCGGCUCGACUCGCUCCCCUGGGCUCGCUCCCUCCCCGGCGGCGGCGACGGCGACGGCGACGGCGACGGGUCCGCCUUCUCUCUUUUCAUCGGCUCCAACGAGCUCGAAGGAGGCUUUCUUUCUCUCGAAGAGAUUGAUGAAUCUGAGUACGGUUUGGAUAUACCGAAAGCUGUGAAGCAAGAAUCAGGGAAAGCAAAGAAAUCAAAGAAAAAUAAGGAUGGUAAUGUACGAGACAGUGUGGAUCAUGGGGUUGAAGCUGAGAUUGCAAGCAAUUUGGAGGAGGAGGAGGAGGAGGAGGAGCAGCAGCAGCAGGAGAAUGUGAUGACUGAAAGGAAAAAGAAAAAGAAGAAACAAAAGAAAGAGACCAAGAAAGUUGAUGAAUUGCCUGCAGUGGAUGAUGCUGAAGUCGAUCAUGUUGAUGAUGCCGAGUUCUAUGCAUGGAAUGAUUUGAGGUUGCAUCCUCUUAUUAUGAAAACAAUACAAAGGCUUGGGUUCAAGGAACCAACACCAAUACAAAAAGCUUGUAUUCCUGCUGCUGCUCAUCGAGGAAAGGAUGUUAUAGGCGCUGCAGAGACAGGGUCUGGGAAAACACUUGCUUUUGGCUUACCAAUUCUGCAGAGGCUUCUUGAGGAAAGAGAAAAAUCAACCAAGAUGCGUGAAGAAAAAGGAGAGGAAGUGGAAAAGUAUGCUCCAAAAGGUGUUUUACGGGCCCUUAUUAUCACACCUACCAGGGAACUCGCACUUCAGGUCACUGAUCAUCUCAAGGAAUUUGCCAAGGAUGCAAGAAUUAGAGUAGUUCCCAUUGUUGGUGGGAUGUCAACAGAAAAACAGGAGAGGCUUUUAGAAGCAAGGCCUGAGAUUGUAGUUGCAACUCCUGGGAGAUUAUGGGAACUUAUGUCAGGAGGAGAAAUCCAUCUCGUGGAGUUACAUUCCUUGUCCUUCUUUGUGUUGGAUGAGGCUGAUCGGAUGAUAGAAGAUGGGCAUUUCCGCGAGUUGCAGUCAAUUAUCGACAUGCUUCCAAUAACUAGUAGUUCUGUUGAGGAAAGACCUCAAAGCAUGCAAAGUUGUGUAACAAUAGCUAACAUCCAGAGGAAGAAAAGACAAACUUUUGUUUUUUCUGCAACUAUUGCUCUAUCUGCUGAUUUUCGUAAGAAGCUGAAGCGGGGUAUUGCCAGAUCAAAGCAGUCAACAAGCGGUGGAUUGAACUCCAUAGAGACUCUUUCUGAGCGAGCUGGAAUGCGGGAAGAUGCUGCUAUAAUUGAUCUGACAAAUUCCUCAAUUUUGGCAAAUAAGCUGGAGGAGUCAUUUAUUGAGUGCAUGGAAAAAGAUAAGGAUGCUCACUUAUAUUAUAUUCUGAGUCUACAUGGACUAGGUCGCACAAUUGUUUUCUGCACAUCAAUUGCAGCUUUACGCCACAUUUCCUCUAUCUUACGCAUUCUUGGCAUCCAUGUAUGGACUCUGCACGCGCAGAUGCAGCAAAGAGCUCGAUUGAAGGCAAUUGAUCAUUUUCGUGGAAGUGAACAUGGUGUGCUUGUUGCUACUGAUGUUGCUGCUAGGGGUAUUGAUAUUCCAGGCAUUCGAACUGUUGUUCAUUAUCAGCUUCCCCAUUCAGCAGAAGUUUAUGUCCAUAGAAGUGGAAGGACUGCCAGAGCUUCUUCUGAUGGAUGCAGCAUAGCACUAAUAUCCUCUGACGAGACAUCAAAAUUUGCCUCUCUAUGUAGAUCAUUUUCCAAGGAUUCUUUUCAGCGGUUUCCUCUGGAGAACUCAUACAUGCCAGAGAUCAUGAAACGUUUAUCUCUGGCGCGCCAAAUCGGUGAAAUUUCUCGGAAAGACUCUCAGGAAAAGGCCCAGAAAAGCUGGUUGGAACGAAAUGCAGAGGCCUUGCAAUUAGAUGUGGAGAAAUAUGACAGUGAGGAAGAGAGAGUUAAUGCUCACAAGAAGAGGAAAGCUAGCUCCAACAAACUAAAGCAGCUGCAACAGGACCUCAAAAAUCUUCUUUCACGUCCAUUGCAACCAAAGACAUUCUCACAUCGCUUCUUGGCAGGGGCUGGUGUUUCACCUCUCCUCCAACAUCAAUUUGAACAAAUAGCGAAGCAAAAAUCAGAAGAAGGUAUGCAGUCCAGCGGAAACGGAAAAGGGAAGCUAGUGGUCAUUGGUCAGGAUUGUGUAGAGCCACUCCAGGCACUCCGUAAUGCUGGUGAUGAGACACGCGUUGAUGUGAAGGAGACGGCAGACAAAAGAAAAGGCAUUGAAACUCGGAAGAGAGAAAGAAAAGCGGAGAAAAAACGUUUACAUGACCAGCGAAGGAAGCAGAGGAAAAAAUUGAGAGGAAACGGUGAUUAGAAUAGCUUUUUUUUUUUCUUUGGCAACAUGAAUUGUUCGGCAAAAAAAAAUGUAGAGAGAGAGAGAGAGAGAGAGAGAGAGAGAGAGAGAGUUUUUGUACCGGGAUUUUAGCAAUGUUUAAUUCAUCUUUUGAAGAUUUUAUGGUGACCCUGAUACCUUGGUCACGGUCAAUUAUAGAAGAUGAAGAAGGUUCUCUCUCG